AUAUAGAUGCUGGGGGUGGGGGAGAGGUCAAGCGUAGCCCCUUCUCCUUUACCAAGAUGGCGGCCUGUCCCUGUUUCGCCACAGUUCCCACCUUGUGAGCCUGAUUUCCUUACGCUGAUAAGACUGGAACAGCAAAAGCUGGCAGGCUGACAGAGGUGGCCUCAGGACGGACUUUCUGGCUACUGACCGUUUUGCUGUGACUCACCCGGACCGUGUGUGGGCGCCAUCGACCAUGAGCUCCGUUGCAGUUUUGACCCAGGAGAGCUUUGCUGAGCACCGAAGUGGGCUGGUUCCGCAGCAGAUCAAAGUUGCCACUUUAAAUUCAGAAGAAGAGAGUGACCCUCCGACGUACAAGGAUGCCUUCCCGCCGCUCCCUGAGAAAGCAGCUUGCAUGGAAAGCGCCCAGGAACCCGCGGGCGCCUGGGGCAACAAGAUCCGACCCAUCAAGGCUUCCGUCAUCACUCAGGUGUUCCACGUACCGCUGGAGGAGAGGAAAUACAAGGACAUGAACCAGUUUGGAGAAGGCGAACAAGCCAAAAUCUGCCUUGAGAUCAUGCAGCGGACCGGUGCUCACCUGGAGCUCUCUCUUGCGAAAGACCAGGGCCUCUCCAUCAUGGUCUCUGGGAAGCUGGACGCCGUCAUGAAAGCCCGGAAGGACAUUGUGGCUCGGCUGCAGACGCAGGCCUCAGCAACUGUCGCCAUUCCCAAAGAACACCAUCGCUUUGUCAUUGGCAAAAAUGGAGAGAAACUACAAGACUUGGAGCUGAAAACCGCAACCAAAAUCCAGAUCCCACGCCCAGAUGACGCGAGCAACCAGAUCAGGAUCACCGGCACCAAGGAGGGCAUUGAGAAGGCCCGCCACGAAGUGCUGCUCAUCUCCGCCGAGCAGGACAAACGUGCUGUGGAGAGGCUCGAGGUGGAGAAGGCGUUCCACCCCUUCAUCGCCGGGCCUUAUAACCGACUGGUCAACGAGAUCAUGCAGGAGACAGGGACGCGCAUCAACAUCCCCCCGCCCAGCGUCAGCCGGACAGAAAUCGUCUUCACCGGGGAGAAGGAGCAGCUGGCCCAGGCUGUGGCUCGGAUCAAGAGGAUUUAUGAAGAGAAGAAAAAGAAGACCACGACCAUCGCGGUGGAGGUGAAGAAGUCCCAGCACAAGUACGUCAUCGGGCCCAAGGGCAACUCCCUGCAGGAGAUCCUGGAGAGGACUGGCGUCUCGGUGGAGAUCCCGCCCUCUGACAGCGCCUCCGAGACCGUGAUACUCCGGGGCGAGCCCGAGAAGCUGGGGCAGGCGCUGACUGAGGUCUACGCCAAGGCCAACAGUUUCACUGUCUCCUCCGUCUCGGCCCCUUCCUGGCUUCACCGUUUCAUCAUCGGCAAGAAGGGGCAGAACCUGGCCAAGAUCACCCAGCAGAUGCCAAAGGUUCACAUCGAAUUCACAGAGGGCGAGGACAAGAUCACCCUGGAGGGCCCCACAGAGGACGUGAACAUGGCCCAGGAGCAGAUCGAGGCCAUGGUGAAGGACUUGAUUCACCGCAUGGACUACGUGGAGAUCAGCAUCGACCACAAGUUCCACCGACACCUCAUCGGGAAGAGUGGGGCCAACAUCAACAGAAUCAAAGACCAGUACAAGGUGUCUGUGCGCAUCCCCCCCGACAGCGAGAAGAGCAGCCUGAUCCGCAUCGAGGGCGACCCGCAGGGCGUGCAGCAGGCCAAGCGGGAGCUGCUGGAGCUCGCCUCCCGCAUGGAAAACGAGCGCACCAAGGAUCUCAUCAUCGAGCAGAAAUUCCAUCGCACGAUCAUCGGGCAGAAGGGCGAACGGAUCCGUGAGAUUCGUGACAAGUUCCCAGAGGUUAUCAUCAACUUCCCAGACCCAGCACAAAAAAGCGACAUUGUCCAACUCAGAGGCCCCAAGAACGAGGUGGAAAAGUGCACAAAAUACAUGCAGAAGAUGGUGGCAGAUUUGGUGGAAAAUAGCUAUUCAAUCUCUGUUCCGAUCUUCAAGCAGUUCCACAAGAAUAUCAUUGGGAAAGGAGGCGCCAACAUUAAAAAGAUUCGUGAAGAGAGCAACACCAAGAUUGACCUUCCAGCAGAAAAUAGCAACUCAGAGACCAUCGUCAUCACAGGCAAGAGGGCCAACUGCGAGGCUGCCCGGAGCCGCAUCCUGUCCAUCCAGAAAGACCUGGCCAACAUAGCCGAGGUGGAGGUCUCCAUCCCCGCCAAGCUGCACAACUCCCUCAUCGGCACCAAGGGCCGCCUGAUCCGCUCCAUCAUGGAGGAGUGCGGCGGGGUCCACAUCCACUUCCCCGUGGAGGGCUCGGGGAGCGACACCGUUGUCAUCAGGGGCCCUUCCUCGGAUGUGGAGAAGGCCAAGAGGCAGCUCCUGCACCUGGCGGAGGAGAAGCAAACCAAGAGCUUCACCGUGGACAUCCGUGCCAAGCCGGAGUAUCACAAGUUCCUCAUCGGCAAAGGGGGCGGCAAGAUCCGCAGGGUGCGUGACACCACCGGCGCCCGCAUCAUAUUCCCGACCGCAGAGGACAAGGACCAGGACCUGAUCACCAUCAUCGGAAAGGAGGACGCCGUCAGGGAGGCCCAGAAGGAGCUGGAGGCCCUGAUCCAGAACCUGGACAACGUGGUGGAAGAGUGCAUGCUGGUGGACCCCAAGCACCACCGCCAUUUCGUUAUCCGGAGAGGGCAGGUCCUGCGGGAGAUCGCCGAGGAGUACGGCGGGGUGAUGGUCAGCUUCCCGCGGUCCGGCACACAGAGCGACAGAGUCACCCUCAAGGGUGCCAAGGAGUGCGUGGAGGCGGCCAAGCAGCGCAUCCAGGAGAUCAUCGAGGAUCUGGAAGCCCAGGUGACCAUAGAGUGUGCCAUACCCCAGAAGUUCCACCGCUCCGUCAUGGGCCCCAAGGGUUCCAGAAUCCAGCAGAUCACCCGGGACUAUAACGUCCAGAUUAAAUUCCCAGACCGAGAGGAGAGCCCAGCUGUCCAGGAGAACGGUGAGGACGCUGGGGAGGGGAGAGAGGCCGACCCGGGCUCCCCCAGGCGGUGUGACAUCAUCACCAUCUCUGGCCGCAAGGAGAAGUGUGAGGCUGCCAAGGAAGCCCUCGAGGCGCUGGUUCCUGUCACUGUUGAAGUGGGGGUGCCCUUUGACCUUCACCGCUACAUCAUUGGGCAGAAGGGCAGCGGGAUCCGCAAGAUGAUGGACGAAUUCGAGGUGAACAUCCACGUCCCCGCACCGGAGCUGCAGUCUGACAUCAUCGCCAUCACAGGCCUCGCUGCCAAUCUGGACCGGGCCAAGGCCGGGCUCUUGGAGCGCGUGCGGGAGCUGCGGGCAGAGCAGGAGGACCGGGCUCUCCGGAGCUUUAAGCUGAGUGUGACUGUCGACCCCAAAUACCAUCCCAAAAUCAUCGGGAGGAAGGGGGCAGUGAUCACACAAAUCCGCUUGGAGCACGACGUGAACAUCCAGUUUCCUGACAAAGAUGAUGGGAACCAGCCGCAGGACCAGAUCACCAUCACAGGGUACGAGAAGAACACCGAGGCCGCCCGGGACGCCAUACUGAAAAUCGUGGGCGAGCUCGAACAGAUGGUUUCUGAGGACGUCCCGCUAGACCACCGCGUCCACGCCCGCAUCAUUGGUGCCCGCGGCAAAGCCAUUCGCAAAAUCAUGGACGAGUUCAAGGUGGACAUUCGCUUCCCGCAGAGCGGGGCCCCGGACCCCAACUGCGUUACUGUGACGGGGCUCCCGGAGAACGUGGAGGAGGCCAUCGACCACAUCCUGAACCUGGAGGAGGAAUACCUGGCUGACGUGGUGGACAGCGAGGUGCUGCAGGUGUACAUGAAGCCCCCGGCCCACGAGGAGUCCAAGGCGCCAUCCAAGGGCUUUGUGGUGCGGGACGCGCCCUGGACCACCAACAGCAGCGAGAAGGCUCCGGAUAUGAGCAGCUCGGAGGAAUUCCCCAGCUUCGGGGCUCAGGUGGCCCCCAAGACCCUCCCUUGGGGCCCCAAACGAUAAUGAUGAGGAAGUGGAAACCUCUCCAGCCUGCUGACCCGAACGCCACCACACAGCGGUUUGUUUCGAUCUGAUCCAGCAGCUGGACCCUCCGUAAAUUGUUGACGCUCCCCCUCCCCGAGGUCCCGCAGGGAAGCUGGGCGCCCGGCACUGUGUGCUGCCGGUCCCCAGGCCUGGCCAGGCCCGGUGCGCGCUCAGGAUCUGCCCGACGCCGCCAGCUGCGGGCCGGCUCUCCGUGGUUCAGACACUAACAGAGGCAGUUGGACGUCUCACCGGCAUGUCAGCAAGGCCCCGGCCCGCGGAGUGCUGCACAGCUGGGGCCGCGCCCACUUCCUGUGUCGUGACCUCAGGAAAUAAAUUCCUUAACUUUAGAAAA
Messenger RNA from Pteronotus mesoamericanus, 4385 nucleotides. RefSeq names its product high density lipoprotein binding protein (gene HDLBP). The record is from RefSeq and is a predicted model, not a curated record. The transcript has 28 exons. Bases 233 to 4012 code for a protein of 1259 amino acids. NCBI's taxonomy places the organism in Eukaryota, Metazoa, Chordata, Mammalia, Chiroptera, Mormoopidae. Gene Ontology annotation, molecular function: mRNA binding. Gene Ontology annotation, cellular component: nucleus; cytoplasm.